AAUCCAACCAAAACAAACUGAAAAUGACUUCCACUUUGAAAGUCAGUUUCAGAGGCAUUGUACCUACUUCAUCACCUCUGAAGUCUCGACCACACGUUUUAGACUCAUUGUAUGUAGCCAAGUUUCCAACCACCACCAUACUAUGUCCUCCUAAGCUUCGACUUCAAGCUAAAACAACCAGAGCUUCACUCUCUGCAACAAUGGCAACUGGUGUGCAAGAGGCUCUUCCACCAGCUCUUACUUCUACCUCAGACCCUCCUUCAAUCUUCGAUGGGAAAACAAGGUUGUAUAUAUCUUACACAUGCCCAUUUGCACAGCGUGCGUGGAUUGCCCGGAACUGCAAGGGAUUGGAGGAAAAGAUAGAAUUGGUUCCUAUUAAUCUGCAAGACAGGCCUUCUUGGUACAAGGAGAAAGUCUACCCUCCUAACAAGGUGCCAUCACUGGAACACAAUAACGAAGUCAAAGGAGAGAGUCUUGAUUUGAUUAGAUACAUCGACAGUAACUUUGAAGGGCCUUCACUGUUCCCUGAUGAUCCUGCAAAGAGAGAGUUUGCAGAAGAGUUGUUUACCUACACCGACUCCUUCAGCAAACCCGUGAUUUCCUUUUUUAAAGGAGAAGGAACUGAGGCAGCUGCUGGUGCUGCAUUUGACUAUAUUGAAACUGCCAUUUCCAAAUUUGAAGAUGGACCUUUCUUUCUUGGCCAAUUCAGUCUGGUGGAUAUCGCUUAUGCACCAUUCAUUGAUAGAUUUCAGCAUUUUGCAUUGGAUGUGAAGAAAUAUGACAUCACUGCAGGGAGACCUAAACUAGCAGCAUGGAUUGAGGAGAUGAACAAAAAUGAAGGUUUCAAUAAGACCCGACGUGAUCCCAAAGAGCUCGUUGAAAGCUACAAGAAACGCUUUUCGGCUAAGGUCUGAGAUGUGCAUAAACAAAUUGGAAGGGGUGCUGCAGAUGUUCCAAAUUUGGCUUCCAUUUUCUCAUAUCUUUGUAUGCCACUGCUAAGUACUAAUAAUGCAUUCUGGGAAUAUGGUGAACCAUAUCAUGUAGUCAGCUCAUUGCCUAUUCCUUGUAUCUGCAACUUAAUAUUAGUCUAUCAAAUUCUGAAGUUACAUUGUUGAAAUCAUUUUUCCAAAACUGUAAA
Molecule: messenger RNA, 1138 nt
Organism: Rosa rugosa (rugosa rose)
Lineage: Eukaryota; Viridiplantae; Streptophyta; Magnoliopsida; Rosales; Rosaceae
Product: protein IN2-1 homolog B-like
Exons: 10
Coding region: 24-914 (296 amino acids)
Molecular function (GO): glutathione transferase activity
Source: RefSeq, a predicted model, not a curated record